CUUUCUCUGCAACUCGUGUGUUCCAUUUCUUCUCCUUCAUUUGCACUGUGCAACCUCUCUCUCUUACUUAAUCUUUCUCUCUCUCUCUCUGCAACACACUGUUUCACUCUCUCUGUGAAACCCUCCGUUUAUUGUUUGCUUGAAGGUCUCAGGAAACGAUCACUCCCUCUCUCUCUCUCAUAUCGCACCACGAAAAUGGGUAAUCGCCUUCAACACUCUCUCAUCUGCUUCUCCAUUUUCCUCAUCUGCAAUGCCCAAGAAACCCUCUCUUUCUCUCUCUCCCCCCUAGCCGCUCAAGAAUUCAAAACCACCACCGCCUACCCGCCAUUUCCCUAUUACCCUGAAACCCACACCUCACUCGCCCCAAUCCUCUCAAAUCUUGGGUACAAAGAGCUAGCCAUGGCCGUACCCUUCUUUUACGACUCCUAUCUUUCUUCUUGGACUGGCCCUGCAACUGUCUUUGGCACUAAUGACACGGCCAUUCGUUCUUGCUCCCAUUGCUCUCGGACUCAAAUCCUCAAGGAGCGCAUAGUCCCUGGUUUGUUCACUUACCACCAUCUCUCUAAGCUCGCUCAUGGAACCAAGAUCCAAACCAUGAGGUCCGAUCGCUGCAUCACUGUAACCACCAUGAAUUCAACUGAGAACACCGCCAAGAUCUUGAUCGAUGGCGUCCAAAUCACACGUCCUGAUCUCUUCAACGACGAUCUCCUGGUGAUCCAUGGCUUGGAUGACUUCGUUUUCCCCCUCUCUCCUCUAUCCUGUUUCUCGCCGGAAAAACCCCCAUUGACGGAAAGCGCAAACGAUAUGCCGGAAAACGACACGUCCACAAUGAGCCCCACGCCGGAUAACGCCACGGACGUCGGAAAAAUGACUCCAUCCAGUGCUCCGGCGACUUUUCCGGCGAUAUCGAUGCGUUUAUCUCUCAGAGACGCGAUGCUCAGGCUUCGAGCUUCGGGCUUCGGUAUCGUGGCUUUGGUCCUGAGAGCCAAGUACCCUGAGCUCGUGGAACUUGGAAAUAUGACCAUAUUUGCCCCUGACGAUGCCUCUAUUUUCAGUGGAGGGUACGCCUAUGUUAAUAACGUGAGGUUCCAUAUUGUGCCCGACCGUUAUUUGAAGGGAUCUGACCUAGCCCAGUUGCACCUGGGCUCUAGCCUGCAGACCCUGGUUCGAGGCCAGGAGCUAGUGGUCACGAACGCUGGCUCGAGUGUGGGUUCGCUGAGGAUCAACUACGUUCCACUGAAGGGGCCCGAUGCGGUGUACAAUUCGAGGAUUGUGGUGCACAGUAUCUUUGUGCCAUUUCCACGUAUUGGAGUACCCGAUUGGGUGGUCUCGAACGCCUUUGAGGAUGGUUUGUUCCAUGAGGUGGGUUCGGUUUCGGAGGCUCAUGGUUUGGAUCUUGGUGGCAUGAACGAGCCUAGAGAGAGGCGAUCCGUAUCAGAGGAUGAUGUGUUCUUCCCUGAAGUGGAAUCGACGGCCUGGAUGGCGCCGGAGAGGCAGGUGCCAGAGCCAGCGAUCACGGACGAAGGGCUCUGAAUGUCUCUCUCUCUUGUAAAAUUCAUGGUGCUUUUUGCUUACAUUUCUUUGGAGUUUGUUUGUUUGUUUGAUGAACAAUGAAU
This is a messenger RNA of Amborella trichopoda, 1616 nucleotides long. Its product is annotated as fasciclin-like arabinogalactan protein 21. NCBI's taxonomy places the organism in Eukaryota, Viridiplantae, Streptophyta, Magnoliopsida, Amborellales, Amborellaceae. The record is from RefSeq and is a predicted model, not a curated record.